Messenger RNA from Trachymyrmex septentrionalis, 1852 nucleotides. RefSeq names its product kelch repeat and BTB domain-containing protein 12-like. Gene Ontology annotation, molecular function: protein binding. The transcript has 8 exons. The record is from RefSeq and is a predicted model, not a curated record. The coding region runs from base 79 to 1746 and encodes 555 amino acids. NCBI's taxonomy places the organism in Eukaryota, Metazoa, Arthropoda, Insecta, Hymenoptera, Formicidae.
CUUAUUUUUGCAGCACACGAAAUUGUACCUUUAAUCGGAAUUAGUGAAAGAAGUCCUAUACUGUAAUACUAUUCUAGAAUGGAAAAUAAAAAUGAGGAAUUGCGUGAAACAGUGACACUAAUUCUUAAAGCGGAGCGAUUCGAGGUUGAGAAACAAAAAUUGAUCAGCAAGAGUCAAUAUUUUGCUGCGCUUCUGUCCGCCAACUAUUCAGAAUGUAAUCAGACGGAACAUAUUAUCAAUUAUGAUAUUGCCCAGCUUUCAUUACAGGAUUUUAUUAAUUGGAUUCACAAUGAUAAAAUUGAUACUUCUACGAUACAUUAUGAUAUUAAAGAAUUUGAUCGCCUCUUGGUCCUGUUGGAGUUAAGCAUUCUAUUUGCAGUAGAUAAUUUAAUAGAAGAUGUAAUUGACAGACUUGAAAGAUAUUAUAUGUCACCAAAAUAUGUAAUUAAUAUUUGGUUAAUAUCACAAGAUUUGAAUAUUAAUGUGCUACGAGAUCUUUCUUUGGCUGUUUGCUUAGAUCGUUUCGAUGAACUGCCAAUCAGUUCAAUUUAUGAACUGUCAAGAGAAAAUUUUCUGAAAUUACUUGGGAACAUUAAUAUAAGAUCCACGGAAUCUUAUUUAUUUCAUGUCAUACAUGAGUGGAUGAAUCAUCAUUGUGAUUUCACAAUUCCUAUGGAUAUCUUAAAAAAUAAAGAAAUAAAAGUUUUACACAGUAUUAUAUCUUGUGAAAGUAGUGAUAUUAUUAACAGUGAGCAAUUUAUUCAUUGCUGGGAUGGUAACGAUUUCUUUGAACUUACUUCAUUUAAAUAUCCCAAAGAUAUUACUGAUCGUAGCACUGGUAAAAAUAUAUUAACAGGAAUGCAGAUUAUUGCAAGAAGAUAUAAUUUAUAUCUUUGUGGUGGGGAAUUUGGUAUUGGUUCAGGCAGAUUUAACAAAAAUGUGUGGCGUUAUUCUUUGAUAUCUAAGAAAUGGUUUCUUGAGACAGUUAUGCCAAUUGAAAGAAGACAUAUGGUUACUGUGUUUUUAAAAAAUAAAUUAAUACUUGUGGGCGGUGUGGGACGAUAUCGACAAAAACUGCAAAGUAUUGAUAUCUACGAUGUUCACACAGGUUUGUGGACAUCAGGUAAAAAAAUGGACUGGGAAUUUACCACAGUUCCUGAAUAUUACGUUUUUGAUGAAAAAUUAAUAAUAUAUACAUAUCAGACUUUACCAAAUAACAUUUUAGAUGAUUUCAUUGCUAUGCCUCGUUUGAAUAUAUGGGUUAACAUCUAUUUUCCUGAUGAAAACACAUGGGAAACAAAAACGGGUUUUAAUAUGGAUUAUUCUCGUCGAUUACCCCCAUUUAUGCCAAUAUUGACGCUCAAAACUCUACCAUGUUACAUUGAUAUUAAUAAUCCAGAUAAAAUGGUUUUAAGAACUAUCACAGAGACGUGCAACAUGGAAAUAUGUGAUCAUGUACAGACGAUCGAACGUCUCGUAUUCGAAAAUGGAAACGAUUCAAAUCGUAAAUACGUAUUGCACACAAAAUGUGAUGCGUAUCUCUCUAUUUUAAUAUUCCCAUGCAACCGUGUACUAGUAUGUAUGGAUUCGAACACUUCUAUAAAAAUAAAUACGUUACACUUCCAUAAUAUUCCUAUACGAAAUCCAAAUAAAUUCCGUUCCUUGCUUUUUUCUCAUUCACCCAGAAAAUUUUUUGAUUUAAUUCAUCCAGCUCACUUACACACGACAAAUUUGAAUCAUAUUUAAUGUAUGUAUGCUUUCAUUGAUUGAAUAUUUAGUGAUUCAAUAUAUUUGAGAGAGAGGGGGGAGGGAGGAGGAAGAGGAGGAGGAGGAGAGAGAGAGAGAGAGAGAG